Molecule: messenger RNA, 7522 nt
Organism: Anolis carolinensis (green anole)
Lineage: Eukaryota; Metazoa; Chordata; Lepidosauria; Squamata; Anolidae
Gene: muc4
Product: mucin 4, cell surface associated
Exons: 12
Coding region: 54-7325 (2423 amino acids)
Biological process (GO): cell-matrix adhesion; regulation of signaling receptor activity
Molecular function (GO): ErbB-2 class receptor binding
Source: RefSeq, a predicted model, not a curated record
GUCCUGACAAAGGACUUCCACCCAAUCUUAAACCAAAUUGAAUUCGCCGGUGGAUGGAGACGCAAAAAGAAAUGCUUUGGACCUUCCUGUGCCUCUGGGUUUGCCUGCUGUGUGAGCCCGGGCUGGCGGCAGCCAUUCCCGUUGCCACCGACUGGCCAGCCACAGAAGCAGAUGGCUUCACGGACGACUACCCUCUCUCCUGGUGGACCAGCAGUGACUAUUUUGAUCCCACCACGGCAAGCACCACGGAGGAGACCUUCACGAUUCAAAGCACAGUCUCAACAGCAGGAGCUUUAGGAACCUCUGAAGGAAAGCCAGGCACCGAGAGGGAGGAGAACACCCCAGAUCCUCUAGAAGGAGAAAUGCAGAAUUCUGUGUUGGCCUCCAAGGUUGAUUCUGCAACUAAGGCGACCAACCAAGUUGAAAUCCCACCUCCAGGAGAAGAGAUAGAUGGGGCCACAGAGGUCCCUGGUAUGGAAAAGGAAGCCUCACCCCAAGGAAAUUCUUCAAAGACAUUUUUAGAAAAGGGGACAGUUCAAACCACUCCACCUAUCCCAAGCUCCGUAGAAGUUCUUUCCCCUUCCUUUUCGGAUGAUGGGCCAGAAACUACAGAACUUGUAUCAGAUGCCAAUGCCGCUGUAACUGAUUCUUCAUUUGUCCCCGCAUCUGCCAAUGAAGAUGGUUUGGGUGAGAAGACCUUGGAUGCCACCACCGGAGAAACAAAUAGAGACAGUGAACUAAACCCAACGCUUGCUUCAUGGAAAGGUACUCCAGGUAGGGAAGGUGAAACACCACAACCUUUCCCAGAUGCUAACAGCGAGGCAGUGGCUCCAUUGUCCACCCCACCUGCUCCUUUCACAGAAGAACUACCCAUGGAAGAACCAGGAGCAACUCCUGCCAACGAUGGACACUUGGUUCCACCAACCUCAGGGGAUGGCACUGCAGAAGAAGAACCAUCUCCCUCAUUGCCACCUCUGGAUUUGCUACCACCAAGGAACAUACCUGUUGGGUCCUCAGAGUUGAGUGAGCCUGCCACUGUUUCCAUUCAACCAUCUCCCAGCAGUGAGGACAACCCAGGUGCAGAAUCAACCAUUGCAGAUGGAAGGGGUGACUCAGAUGCCUCCGUUUCAGUCCCAGUUCCUGGCAAUGAGGCAGAGCCAACCAUCAUUCCAUCCUGGGAAGAACCAGAGAUGGGCCCAGAAAGCCCAACUGACGUCACCCCUGAAGAAUCAGAAGACCCCAAGGGUCCAGAAACAUCUAAUUCCCCUCCGGCAGGUAGUCCAGCAGACCUUCUUCCCAGUGUAGCCUAUCCGAAUGACCUUCCUUCAAGACCUUCAGAUCUGGAUUCUGAUGCAACACCAGCUCCUCCAUUUGGGCUUUCCAUGCCUCCAGGUUAUUCUUCUCUGUUGCCAGAAGAUGAUGAGAUGCAGACAGUCUCUGUAACUAAAGAAGAAGCAGAGGAAGGCUCCGGAACACCAAGCAACAAUGAAAUACCUUUCACCUUGGCAUCUCCUCAGCAAGAAGAGAGAACUGAGAUACCAGAGGGAGGUAUUUCAGCAACAGAAGUGCCGAAGGGAGAUGUUUCUGUAGGACUUGGAACAACCUCACCAUUGAAGCCUGGGGAGGAAACAACCAAUUCAAAACUGGCAGAAAAUGAGCAACCUACCAUAUCUGAUGGUGCUGCUGUCCAGAGUGAAAUUACUCCUUCAGAGAUGACACCAGGUAGUUCUGCCGAGGUGGCAGGAGAGGAACUAGAAGGUUUGAAGGACAUGGAAACAACUUCUCCUUCUGCUCCAGAGUAUGAAGCAGCAGCCAAUGAUCAAGAAGCUUCUGGAGAAACAGCCUUCACCCCAUCACAGACUGGUGCUUCUUCUGAAGGGCAAGGAGAAGAAAACUCUGGAAAUGCAGGUCCUCUUUCUGAAGAGAGUACAGCAGUUCCAGAACCAGGUGCUACUUCUGGAUCAGCCUCAAAUGAGGAAGGAGAGAGCAGGACAGAUUCCCCACCAUCUGAUGCUGAGCUGGAUUCAACAGAAGGAACACCGCUGCCUGUCGGAGGUUCAGGGUCCUUGGAGGAUGGAGAAUCUUCAAGUCCAUCACCUGUAGAGAAUGCAGUGGCUUCAGAAUCUGCUUCAACAGAAGCUCCAUCAAGUAACUCAUUUGGGUCUCCAGAUGCUUCCCAACCAGAGGAUAACAUGCAAGCAGACUUGGAAGCUACUGAUGGGUCUCAGGAACCAGAUGGCUCUGUUGAGGAGGAAGUACCUUCUGCCCCAUCCACUGCAGACACUGGAUCAGCUACUGAUGGAGCAACAUUUUCUGGAACCAGUGGAGAAACUGUACCCUCUGGAGAUGUGACGGUAGGAGCUCCUUCCGAGUCAGAAGCUAAUAAGGGGACUUUUUCAGAGAGCAACAAUCUGGAUAAAAUCAAUACUCCGUCCUCAGAGCUAGCACCAACUUCAGAAAAUGGAAUGGCAACAAGUGCACAACGUUCUUCAGAAAUAACAGAUGAUGGUUCUGGAGACUUUUCUCCCUUUAUUGCAGGCAGUGAGACCUCAACAAAAGUUGAAGGACUAUCAGGGGGAACAUCUCCUACACUUCUUGAUGGUACAUCUUCUGAGUCUUUCACUUCAGAGGCUGAAGAAGGAGAAGGCUCCCCAAGCCCACCUUCUGCUCCAACUUCUUCGGAAAAGGAUGGAGAGACAUCUGCAACAAGUGCGGCCUCAGGAGAAGGCUCUCCUUCUGGUUCAGGCAAAACGUCAAAUUCGUUGCUUGUUUCAAAACUAUCAGGAGUUCAAUCAGGCGAUUCCUACCAGCCAUCUCCAGAUAAUGCAUUACAAUCAGGGUCUGUAGCUUCUGGGAAGGAAACAUCUCUGGAUCCAUCAGCCACAGAGUCACAAACUGUCUUGCCCUCCACGGAAGGGCUGGGAAGUGCUGGCUCCAGCUUGGAAGAUGGUGAGCAACCUCAACAAUCUCCAGAUGAUACAGCUUCACAAGGGGUGAGCCAAGAAUUGGAAAAUAGUUCUAGUGUGGAUGAGAAGGUAGCAACUUUGGAUCCAUCAUCUGCAGAACCACAAAACGUGUUGCUCUCCACUGAAAGGCUGGGAAGUGCUGGCUCCAGCUUGGAAGAUGGUGAGGAACCUCUACUGUCUCCAGAUGAUACAGCUCCUGAGGGGGCAGAACAAUCAGAAGAUUCUUCCAAUGUGAAGGAAGAGGAAACAUCUAUGGCUCCAUUGGACACAGCAUCACAAUCAGCUUCUGAUGGAGUAGAAAUGAAUGCUUCACCACCAGGAGAGAAUGAGGAGUCUCAGUUGUCCCCAGAUGACACACUGAAAAUGGGAUCUGAGUCAGCUUCUGAGGCAGGAAAAGAACCCAAAGACAUUUCUGUUACGAGUGGGAUGAAACCAUCUUCUACUGAAGGAGUGGACACUUCCUUCUCAGGGAUACCAGUGGAAUCCCAACCAUCCCCAGACGGUGCUACCAAUAGUGACACAGGUCCUGGAGCUUUUGAUGAGGUGGAACAAUGGGAAGGCUCUUCGCCUGUAAAUGAAGAGGAAACACCUUCAGAAUUAUCCUCCACAGAGUUACCCGGAACAUCUGGAGCUGGAGACACAUCUGGAGGAACUGGGAAAGGGAAGCCCUUCCUGUCUGCUGAAGAGGCAGAAGUGCCCCCCUCUGUGUCUGCAGCUGCCGAAGGAUCUCAGGAAUCUCUCAAUGGUGCAACAGAAGGUCCUGGAGAUUCUAGUGAAGUAAAAAUAUCAGAUGGCUCCUCCAGUCUGAGUGGGAUGGGAGCAUCUUUGGCCCCAUUAGCUGCAGAAUCAUCCUCUCCAUCUGAAGAAGGGGUGGUCUCUGCCAGUGCAGAGUCAGGAAAUGAUGGAGGAUCUCAACCAUCUCCAGAUGGUGCAGAGCCAGAACAACCAAGCAGCUUUUCCAGCACAACUGAGAAGGAAUCAUCCUUGACUCCACUAGGCACAGAGGCACAACCAGGCCCUUCUUCUCCUGAUGGCGUACAAAAUGAUGCCUUAUCAACAUCUGGUUCACCAACAUCAACUAGUGAAGAAACUCAGCUGCCUCCAGGAUAUGCAGAUAGAGCAGGCGCUGAAGCAGGAGAAGAGUCAGGAGAUGUUUCUGCCACAAGGUCACCACUAACCUCUCUUUCCAAAGAAGGAGUUGGAGAUUCUGUUUUGGGGUUGGGAAGUUCUGUAGGAUCUCAAUCAUCUCCAGAUGCUGCUGAAGCAACAGCAACAGAGCCAGGAGCUUCUGCGGAAGCCGAGCAAUGGGGAAGCUCUUCUGCUGCAAGGGAAGAGGACAUAAUAUCUUCAGGUUCAUCAGCCACAAAGUCACCUGGGACAUCUCCAGAUGAAGGGCUGACCAAUGAUGUGGAAUCACAGGCAUCUGGUGCACAAACAACUGGAAUUUCAGCUUCUGGGGAGGAAGAAGGAUCUCCAUCAGAUACAGGAUCACAGUCACUUGGGACAUCUACUGGUGAAGAGGUCUCUGGAGGACUUGGUGAGGAAAAAUCUUAUCCUGCUGCUGGCUUGGAUUCAGUGGGUACCAAAUCCACUUCUUCUUCGGAGACAGGCCAGAAUCCAGAAAGUACAGUAAAUCUGGGAGGGAAUUCUGGGCCAAUGGAUGACGGAGAACCUCUCAGUCAGUCCUCCCCAGUUGAUGAUGGGUCAGUGACGGAAGUGGUCUCCAAACCUCCAGGAGAGAACUUGCUUUCUGGUUCCACAUCUCCUGAUGGGGCUGUGGCCAUCCAAGGAACACCCGGCCAGACCCCUGACAUUAGAGAUCCAUCCCUGAUGCCCUCACAGACUGGAGAUGUUGGUGACAACAUGGCAAGUCCAGGAGUUGCAGAAAAUGAUCUAUUGACGCUACCUGGGCAACCUGCUCCUUCUUAUACCGACACUGGAUUAAGUUCUUCUCCAAUGACAGAAGUAGAUAUGGAGAACCUUGCAGGAGGCAUGGGAAGUGGCACAGGGGUAUCCAAUAGCAUCGGGGCUUCUCUUCAAUCAUCUGGAUCUGGAGGCACAGAUCAACAAUCAGGAAUGGCAUCCUCUUCUUCUAGUGAUACCCAGCCACUUGGAUCCUACGAUUCUGAAAACACUGGAAAUGUGGCUGGAGAACCAUCUUCUCAGGAUCAAGCAGGAGAUGCUGUAUUGAUUCGCAAAGAACCAGGCAAAGUGGACUCUGUCCCCACAGAUUUGGGCAUCCAAGGUACUGGAUCUUCACUUAAUGGACUUUCAAGCUCUUCUGAUGAAGCAUCUGUGGGGAACACCAAAGAUUUAUCUCCCACAACUUCUGAAGGAAGAGGUGAUGUUUCAGCAGCUGAGAAGGGAACAUCCACAGCAUCCAAUGAAGCUCAACCUUCCCUCUCUGACACAACGUUGUGUCCACCAACACCACAAUUGCCUCCUGCGGAAUCAGGACCUGAGGUCAAUGCUGGGAUGUCUUCUCCGUCUUCAAAGGUUGGCGUCCCAGAAGGUCCUGGAGACACACUUUCUGGAAAGUCACCUACCUCGGUCCUUGCAUCUUCCAACAGCAUCUCAGAGGCCACAAAGUCAGGAUCUAUGAGUGGCUCCAGCACCUCGUUGUUGCCUGAUUCUUCUGCAACUGCGGUGGUCAGCAAAGGUAAACCUGGUGGAACCAAAGCAUCUUCUACAAGUAAAUCUGGUGCUUCAAUUGUAGCAUCAGGAGUUGGUCCCAGCUCUGGGAAAUCCACAAAAACUACCAGCAUGACGUCCAAGAAGAAGGAAGAGGGCAAGCUCCCUGAAAAGGGAGGAGAGAGCAAAACGUCAGGAAAGAAAGAAGACAGCAAAAAAGUAGAUAAAGAGGACAACAAAAAGGCAAAUAAAGACACAACAAAGGUGGAUAAAGAAGACAGCAAAAAGGCAGAUAAAGGCAGCAAAACGUCAGAUGAAGAAGAUACCAAAAAGUCAGAUAAAGAUGACAUCAAGAAGUUAGAUAAAGAGAGCAAAAAGUCAGACAAAAAAGAUGCCAAAAAGUCAGACAAAGAAGACAGCAAAAAGCCAGACGAGAAAGAAGAUGGCAAGAAACCAGGCAACAAACCCGACUCAAGUCCCCCAAAUUCCAAGAUAACAAUGACUGCCAGUGACAAGUCGGCCACAAUGAACCCUGCCCCUGCAGCUUCACUUUCAGCAUCCCUGUUCCCAUACGGACCAAUGGCCAAGGAUAAAGAAUACGUGGAAAGGAAGCUGAAUUUUAACUCUCUGCUGUUCAAGCCUGAGAUCGGAAUCCCACUGGGACAAACACUGCGCGACUCCCUCUAUUUUACAGACAAUGGGCAAAUCAUUUUCCCAGUCUCUGAGUCAGACAUUUCCAGCUCUCCUAACCCACCGCUUGGAGGAUUUAAUGGUCGGGAGGCCAAACCAAUGGUGGCCGUGUUUUGGGACAAUGCGGACUUCUCCAAAGGAAGUGGCACCAUCUUCUACCAGGAAUACGUGACACAGAAUUCUGCCAAACAUCCUCUGGUCCGGGGUGUGGAAGCCAUGGUCCAGCAGUAUCUGUCGGCAUCCUAUUCGGCCCGAUGGACGCUCAAGAUCACUUGGGUGAAGGCACAGCACUACCCGGCACAGAAGCUAAGCAGCAGAACCAACACGUACCAGGCCAUUCUGACCACCGAUGGAUACAGGACGUACACUCUUUUCCUAUACCAGGCUGGAGGGAUGCAAUGGGACUACACCAAACUCUCUUCCAAAAACGUGCUGGUGGGAUAUACCAGUGGGGAUGGAUUCUUCAGAAAUGACGACCUGAUGUCUCAAACGCCUGCUGUUAAAUAUCGACCGGAUCGCGUCCCAGGAUACAACACAGGAGUGCGCGGCCUGUGGCUCUACAAGCUGGACAGCCGCAUCCGGGUGAACUACCGGCAGCGUUGCCUGGACUGGCUGAGCAACGAGAAGCAACCGGUGGCCUGGAACAAAGACCUUCCCCCGUGCCCUUGCUCCCUGAGCCAGGGGCUGUCGGAUGGACACUUCACCCCCAGCAAGAAAGGUUUUCUGGACUCCCGCUUCACCAUGCUAUAUUCCUCUGCCCCAAACAAGUAUGGCUCCGGGGUCCGGUGUCUCUACAACAACGAUGGUGGCCAGCUGGUGAAUGGACAUCAGGAGAGAAUCUGGAAGGUGUCGAGAAAAAGCUCCCCCUUCAAUGAUGAAGAGCUGAAGCUCUACGACUGGUGUUGUAACCAAACUGGGAAACCGUUGUUCUGCGAUAAGUACCAUCAGAAGAGACCCAAGAUUGGCUGUGAUGGGUACAGGCCUCCAGUCCAAGCAACAUCGUCCGAAGAGGAGCCGGACAGCAAUGAAAGAGAGUGAGAGUCUCCUCUUUUUCCAGACUUCAUUUUGCAACAACAAUUUUCAGACUGGAUGAAUCUCCGAUUGGAUUUCACAGACUCCCAAGAAAUCUUAUUUUUUUUUGCUCCUCUGUUUUAUGUAGGGGCUGAUUUGGAAGGUUGUAUGGCCUUUAAGAUUGGAACAAAUAAGUUGCUGAAUUAAAACAUCUCCACCCCUUC